AUGAGCUCACCAAUCGAGAAAACCGUCGAAUUGACAUCCGUUUCUAAAGAAAAACUGGAUGUCUUCACCACUACCCGUUCCCCAUGGACGUUUACCGGCGCUCGAGGAGUAUAUGGGGGUACGACGGCUGCACAGUGCCUGGUAGCUGCCCAGCACACGGUCUCUAGCGAGCGUUUAGUCGUCUACGGCAUGCAUAUUAGUUUCCUCUAUUCUGGCAAUCCAAAUGUCUCGAUCGAGUAUCAUGUUGAGCGGAUGCGCGACAGCAAGAAUUUCGCGACUCGCAUUGUUCGAGCAACCCAGGGAGAAAGGGUUAUUGCUACCGCCACAGUAAGCUUUGCAUCCGCAGUUGGAGCAACGGGAAGGUCAGGCGGCGAUGCUUCGUAUGAACAUGCGAAGAAGAUGCCGGCCGAUUUGAGUCCGCCGGAACACGCCGAACUGGAGACAUAUAAAGUAGAUGGACCUCUUGAGAUCCGAAAGGGAAAGAUUCUGAACAAAUACUCUGAGAACCCUGCCGACACGAUGAUCCGCUACUGGAUGCGCGCCAAAGGACCCAUACAAGAGAAUAGAAUGCAAUCUCAUCUUGCAGCUCUGGCUUUCUUAACUGACGCAUACUUACUCGGUGUAGUUAUGGAGGUCCAAGAUGAUGUGAAGUACGAGGAUUUAGGAGUGGUUGCGAGUCUGAAUCACACAGUACACUUCCAUGAGCCCAAUGCUGUGCGCGCAGAUCAGUGGAUGUCGUCUGAACGGGAAAGUCCUUGGGCAGGGAAAGAUCAAGGGUUGGCUGUUCAUAGAAUUUGGUCGAGUGACGGUGUUUUGCUUGCUACUAGUGCUCAGGAGGGGCUGGUUCGACCGAGAGUGAGGUUGUAA
Messenger RNA from Aspergillus chevalieri, 867 nucleotides. RefSeq names its product acyl-CoA thioesterase. Lineage: Eukaryota; Fungi; Ascomycota; Eurotiomycetes; Eurotiales; Aspergillaceae. Gene Ontology annotation, cellular component: peroxisomal matrix. Gene Ontology annotation, biological process: fatty acid catabolic process; acyl-CoA metabolic process. Gene Ontology annotation, molecular function: fatty acyl-CoA hydrolase activity. The record is from RefSeq and is a predicted model, not a curated record. The coding region runs from base 1 to 867 and encodes 288 amino acids. The transcript is spliced from 4 exons.